UAAACAGUUGCGGUCCUUUUUUGGAGAGGGUGCAAUAAUAAUUCAUAGAAGUCUUUCCUGAACGUUGGAUGUGUUUUUCAUUUGGAUCAAAAGUUUGAUAUUUUGUUGAAAAAAAGAACAACCCGAAAAAACAACGGUAAGCUUCGCACGAGAUGGAUGAUCAACCGAAAGCCGAAGGGGAAGCAGAUAAGAAAAUUGUCCAUGUCUAUCCGUUAGUCAAGUAUUCCGAUAUGAACGACGAUGUCCGGGCCGAGGCGAUAGAAUUGAGCAUUACAGCUUGUGAGAAAUUCGCACAAAAUUACGAGCAUGCAGCGAAGGCGAUCAAGGAACUGAUGGACAAGAAGUUUGGAACCUUCUGGCACGUGGUCGUCGGCGAAGGGUUCGGCUACGAGGUGUCCUACGAAACCAAAAACAUACUGUACCUUUUCUUCGGCGGUAAUUUGGCUAUCGUUUUGUGGAAGUGCUCUUAAAAAAAACAUACAUCCUUGUGAGGAUUACGGGAAAGUUACCAAAGAUGAUUGAUCUCUAUAUAGCGAAAAGAUUGUCAAGCUUCAAAUUUGAAUAAUAUAAUUCAAGUAAUUAUUUUAAUAUGUAAAUAUGAGUGUGUGUUAAUUUUAUCUUUUGCAAGUGUGACACUCUUUUGUCGAUUUUUGUACCGAAGUGAAUCUCUAGAGUUAACAAUUUAAAAUGUAUCAUAAGAAAGUUGACUUGGGACAUUCAUUUUCGUUUGUACAUAGUGUAACAUAUUCAAAUUUCUACGUGUCGUUCGCAUUUUACGGCAGCUGUGCAUAAUGUAAAUAAGUAUUCAAAAAUAUUUCUCACGAUCUGCAAUGCUGUUCUACUCAAAUCUGGAACAAACAGCGUCGUUUUCUAGAGGCAAUUGUGAAUAACACUUGAAAAUGUGUGUUUGCCAUUGUAUUUCAAUGAAGUCUAUUUAACGCUUAAUCCACCAAUGUAAGUAUUAUGAAUAUUCUACUCAACCCUGCAUGAAAUCUUAUACCUAACUCAUACAAAUUUAGAAGUUUUUAAAUGGCAACCUCUCAAACGCGCACUUCACACAAUAAAUACUAUUUUUAGGCAAUAUGUUCUAUAGGUACAUAGGUAUAGGUAAUCGAUAUUUAAAAAAAGCCUCGCAAGAAACUAAGCACAGGGUAUAUGGCACAUGUUUGCUUCGCUAUCAGACUAAAAUUUGUCUUAAUGCGCCUUUUUGCAAAUACCUAGCUCGUAUUUGGACGACCCCCGCCAAGCGUCGUCAGACCUAUUGCUUCCUCGCAUCAACUUUUCAACCAAACGCAAGUGGCCUUGCUGCUCAGUUUAACCGGAAGCAUGGGGCUGGAAGAGGGAAUUGGAUCCCCCCGUUCAUAAUAAUAAUACCUGAGUCUUUGAGUGAUAGCCGCGGAAAGGACUCAGAAAACGACAUUACUCCCUUAUGAGCUCUAUUCUUGUGCGUUUACCAAUUAAUACGAGGGAAAAGGACCCUGAAAUAACCCAAACCAACUUCAAUGACUAAGCAGUAAACUGGAGAAGCAGGUGCUACAAGCCGAGAGGGGCCACAUCAUUAGCCAUUGGCCAUUAGCCACAAAUGGAGCGUAAACAUUGCAUCUGACCAUAACUACGUCCUUGGUGAGAUACGACUGCGAAUUGCGCGUGUUCAACGGCGCGAAAAGAAGGUCGGAUCACGGAUUCUGUGUGGUCGGAUAUCGAUACGACGUCCGCCGGUUGAAGAAUCCGGAGGUUCAAAGGGCGUUGAACAGCUUGAAUCCCGAGCCUCGGAACUGUCGACAGACGUAACAGUGAUGUAGAAUCAAAACUACCUUUAUCACGACAACCCAUGGUACUCUCGGUAAAGUGUUUGUAAUGGAUAUCGGAUGAAACCUAGAGAAUGGUCGAGGAUUGGAGAAAGGCGAAAGUCGGAAUUGAGCAGGCCUGUACCGGGUCAACCAAAGCAGCCGCCCACUUACGAUAUACGGAGCUGGAAAAGGCAGUUAAACGAGCUUGUAGACGAGAAAAGAGAGCCUGGACAAACUCUCUUGCCGAAGAGGGAGAAAGAACCGCCGCCAAUGUAGAUAGCUUAGCUUAGCUAUGCAUCAUAAACAUUUUUUUAAAUAUCAACUCUAGUGGAACUUCGUUUCACUUGGGAUUAGUGGUUCAUUCUCAGUGUACAAAACUAAUGCUUUCCCUUUUUUAAAAGAUUAAUAACGGCGCCGACCACGUCCUAGUAGUCAAUGGGGAAAAAAAGGAAGAAACGUUAGUGUGAUACUCUUUAGGUGCAACUAGCAACCUCUUGCUCCUUCAGAAAGAUCUGUCGCCAAUGUAGAUAUCCGAUAAAUUUAUGACAUUUCGCGCCACCUUUGUGGCGAAAGGACUGAUACUAGACCGAGCAGGUCAACUAUUGACGGAUCGAACUGAUCAGCUCAAACGUUGGACUGAGCAUUACGAACAACAUCGCUGACUGAAAUAGAAGCGGCAAUCAAAGACAUGAAAUCCACCAAAGCUCGGUUGCAUUCCUGCUAAAAUGCUCAAAGUCAUCAAAUCGAGAAAAUUAGUGGAUAUCUAUAUCGAUUGGCAGUCGUAAAGACGCUGGCU
Uranotaenia lowii is the source of this 2586-nucleotide messenger RNA. Its product is annotated as dynein axonemal light chain 4. Lineage: Eukaryota; Metazoa; Arthropoda; Insecta; Diptera; Culicidae. Gene Ontology annotation, molecular function: dynein intermediate chain binding; dynein light intermediate chain binding. Bases 153 to 470 code for a protein of 105 amino acids. The record is from RefSeq and is a predicted model, not a curated record. The transcript has 4 exons. Gene Ontology annotation, cellular component: dynein complex. Gene Ontology annotation, biological process: microtubule-based process.